Messenger RNA from Gekko japonicus, 642 nucleotides. RefSeq names its product killer cell lectin-like receptor subfamily B member 1C. Lineage: Eukaryota; Metazoa; Chordata; Lepidosauria; Squamata; Gekkonidae. Bases 1 to 642 code for a protein of 213 amino acids. The record is from RefSeq and is a predicted model, not a curated record. The transcript is spliced from 5 exons.
AUGGUGGCGGCGGCAAGCCCCGCCCCUAGCUCCCUGUGCCAAAAGGACCGGUGCCAAAAGGAGCGCUGCAGCUUGGGGGAGGCCCGAGAGCCCCGCCACUGCGUCCACCGAGCCCGCGCAGGAGCGCUGCGGCUCGGGGGAGCUUUUCAGAUGAAGCAACAGACCAAUGGAACAGAAAAUAGGACAUACCUGGAGACUGUGUCACAUUUGAAGCAGUUUUUGUGUAAACCACUUGACAACCGUGCAACAGAGCACUCUGGGUGCAGACUCUGUCCCCAGAACUGGUUUCUUCAUGGGAACAAGUGCUACUGGAUCUCCGAAGAAAAUCGAACCUGGCAUGAGAGUGAAAAAGACUGCAGAGCAAAACUGUCUGACAUGCUGGUGAUAGAGGAUCAGGAUGAAGUGGCGUUUAUCCAGAGUAUUGUUGAAGGAGCCCAUCUUCUGUGGAUUGGACUGACAGCAACACUGCCUGAAAGAAAAUGGACCUGGGUUAAUGGCACACCAUUAGAUGACAAAAUAUCGCAAGGUAUCGGUCCAGUUGAAGCAGACUCCUGUGGGCAACUGAAUGAAAACCGAAUUGUACCUGAAGCCUGUAGUGCUGUAGCCAGGUGGAUCUGCAAGACAGAUUCUCUCCUAAUAUAA